AUGGGUUUUGAUAGCUGGAAGAAGCGACUUUCUGGGAUCGGAGGGAAGAAAUUACCUUCACCGUCAUCUUCCUUGUCAUCACCAAGGGAUGCCCCCGAAGGAGCAUUUCCAUCUUCACACCCAAACAAUGCUCCCGCUCCGGCCAUUGAAGGAAAUCCUCAUCCUUCGUUCCAGCGCCCAGGCCAAUCGCAAAGGCAGGCUCUUCAGACGAACUUCUCGUCUUCUUAUUCGAACAAUGCUCCCGUUCCAGGAGCCGCUGGAAAUCCCUGGUCUCCUUCGCAAGCCCCAGCGCCUAGGCCAAUAGCAUGGCCGCUUACUUAUCCAGUUUUGCCGGAGGAGGGUGUCGGCGUGCUCAUAUUUUAUCAUACGCUGCAAUCCAUGGUCAGUGGGGAGAUUUAUUGCUGGACUUAUAUCUCUGAAGGAUUGGCACGAGUGGGCCAGAAAGAGAUCGUCUUUACUAUUCGACGCAAGGCCAGUGAACGGGAGGAUAACUUCCCGACAACUCCUUUUCAAUGGAUUAAGUUCGUCUAUUCCGCAGCAAAGGGCGGGCAGACAGUUGAUGAGUUUCAUCGCACAGACUUCCAUUCUCCGUCCUUCCUUGACAGGUCUGAUUUCAAAUGGAUCGUUUACUGCCCUGCGCACUCUAUCAACAAUGUACCUGCUUCAUAUUUCCCUCGUGAAUGGCUGCAGGUCAUCCCCCUCAUUGCGCCAGAGGCAGAGGUGGCCCAGAGAUAUGGAGUUAUGAGAGCUCUUGGACAUCUAGGUGCUCAGGAGCGUUAUUUCCCUUUCCCUCCCUGGAUAGACCGUGGCCGUCAACCAUGCAUAACCAUGGCGAACAUGACGGGAACUAUGAAGGAUUCGCUUCCGUCUGUUAUUGUCACGGGGAUAAAUGCAUUGAAGAAGGGAAGCGAGAUUGUUCUUUAUAUUCCCCAACGAUCUGCUUCUCCGCUUAAAGAAGCAUUGGCACAGUUUCAACUUGAACACGUAUUUUCGCUUGAAACCACUCCUCACAGGGACGCUGACUCCGGCCUCCUCUGGAGUAAUACCGAUACAGAGCCCAGGGGAUACGCUGCAGGCACAUCAAAUGCGUGUAUGAAUCUAAAUUAUUUCGCAUUCUGCCCUUGCCAGGAGAGCAAUGAGCUUAAAAUGAUCGAAGAUGGAUUUAUAUUCAUGAUCACAAAUUCCACGUGGGCGAACUUCCGCAACUUCAUCGAACAGUCAAUAUCUUCCAGUAUUGCUUUCCCAUCCGGUUUCCGAUUCACCCUAGAAUUUGAAGGAUCGACAUCACCACAAAACACAGGCCCUUCUCCUGGAACCCAAGCAGCCGUACAACCAACACCCUCUCCGGUCAAAUACGCGUAUGUCGAAUACAAACCUGAAAACCCAGUUCCCAGAUCUCAAAAGCCAAGCCAUGUUCACUGUGAUCAUGUCGUUCUCCUCGACACAAACGUUGCAAAGCAAGCCGACGUGGAUGAACUGAGUCGGUAUAUUAAAUCGAUUGAAGCCGUGUUGGAUACGACCGUUCCUAAAACUGCCCCCCCACACUUGGUUGGCGGAGGGAAACUCCUUAUCGAAGCUGAUGUUGGGGGCCCUGAUCGGGAUGACCCCCUGAGCCGCGAGUGGUUCAAGAUGAAGUUCUCCCCGCCUUCUUUGGAGGCUCUACCAAUGGCUGAGAUAUAUGACGGGGUCGCUCUAUUAGCAAAACCGAGUAUCGAACCUAGAACUAGGUUUUCUAUGGCCUUUAAUGUCUGGGGGUUUACGGGGACGUGGGCAUAG
Molecule: messenger RNA, 1776 nt
Organism: Paracoccidioides brasiliensis Pb18
Exons: 2
Coding region: 1-1776 (591 amino acids)
Source: RefSeq, a predicted model, not a curated record